Molecule: messenger RNA, 2090 nt
Organism: Daucus carota subsp. sativus
Lineage: Eukaryota; Viridiplantae; Streptophyta; Magnoliopsida; Apiales; Apiaceae
Product: UPF0496 protein At4g34320
Exons: 2
Coding region: 683-1810 (375 amino acids)
Source: RefSeq, a predicted model, not a curated record
UCGACUCUCAUUACACAAAAUCUUUCUCUCUCCCUCUCUCAUAUUACACAAAAAUAUUUUAAAAACUCUUUAUUUUCAUUACAGUGGGGUAGGCACAAUAAACAAACAUUUAUAACCAAAAUCGAACUUAGAUAUAUACAUACAAAUUGUAUUUUGUAUGUAUACAUAUGAUGUAUUAUAGAGAGAGAAAGAGAAGCAAGAGAGGCGGCAGAGAGUACAUUGCUUCCCGGUUUGAAUCAUGAAAUAAGUUAUGAUGCGUGCAAGCUUUACUCAUUAUACUUCUCACCACCACAUCUCUCUUUGGUUCUUAAACGCUUUCUAAUUUCUCAAGUAUCAUCAUCCAUCUCUCUCUCUAAUCUUUCAUCACCUUCAAUCUUUAUCUAGUAUAUCCUCAUCAACUUGCCCAUUCCUCUUUCAUUUUGUCUAAAACCCUGCAUUUAUACAUCUCUCUCUCUCUCUCUCUCUCUCUCUCUCUCUCUCGCUGGAAUAACUUUCAUUUUGAUUUCUUUGGCAAAAAGUUUCAAUCUUUGGUAUAAAAGAUUUCUGGGUUACAAGGGUUUGAGCUUAUUUCAGUAGCUAUCUUGCUGAUUUGUGAUGAUUGGUGCCCCCAAGAGGCUAGAUUUUAUUUUGAGGUGGUAGGGUGUUGAUUUUGUUGAAUUUUUAAUUGUUAGAUCUGUGAGAAAUGGGAAGCCAUUUGAGCAAAAAACCAGCUGAAACUUCUGCAGCUUCUGCAAUUAAUUUCAAUAACAAUCUGCAGUUUACAACUGAGCUUCAUUCUUAUGAAGCUGCGUGUCGCCUUGAUACUGAUUUGCAAUCAUUUGACACCAAUGUUCAAGCUAAAACUAGUCAUGUUAUUAAUACUCUAGCAGUUGGUGUUGAGGUUCGAGCACUUUCGUUUGAUUCUUUAAAGGAAGUCACUGAAUGUCUGUUGGAAAUGAACCAAGAGGUUGUGAAGGUGAUCUUAGAGUGCAAGAAAGAUAUAUGGAAAAAUCAAGAAUUGUUUGAGCUUGUUGAAGAUUACUUCGACACCAGUUUGCAGACUCUUGAUUUCUGUGCUGCGUUGGAGAAAUGUUUGAAGAGGGCGCGUGAUAGUCAAUUGCUUAUUCUUGUCGCCCUCCAGCAGUUUGAGGAAGAAAAUGGAGUUGAAGGGAACAAGUAUGUCAGGACUUUGGAGGAGUUGAAGAAUUUUAAAGAAGCGGGUGAUCCAUUUACGGAUGAAUUCUUUCAAAUGUUUCAGUCUGUUUAUAGGCAACAAAUGGUGAUGCUUGAGAAGUUGCAAUUGAAGAAGAACAAGCUUGACAAGAAGCUUAAAUAUAUGCACGCGUGGCGAAAAGUUUCAAGUAUAAUCUUUGUGGCUACAUUUGCUUCUGUGUUGAUUUGUUCGGUUGUUGCAGCUGCCAUGGCUGCACCACCAGUUGCAGCCGCUCUUGCUGCAGCGACGGCAAUUCCAUUAGGUUCAAUGGGAAAAUGGAUAGAUAAUCUUUUCAAGAACUAUGAAAAUGCUGUUAAGGGACAGAAGGAGGUUAUUAGCUCUAUGCAAGUUGGAACUUAUGUUGCUAUUAAGGAUUUAGAUAACAUCCGUGUACUCGUCGAUCGUUUGGAGAUUGAGAUCCAAUCCCUCUUGCAAGACGCAGAGUUUGCUAUUACUAAAGAAGCUGUGAUGAUUGGGAUAGAGGAGAUCAAGAAGAAAUUGGGAGUGUUUAUGAAGAAUGUGGAUGAUUUGGGAGUGCAAGCUGAUGUGUGCAGCAGAGAUAUUCGCCGCGCUAGGACAGUGGUUCUGCAGAGGAUUAUAAAGCAUCCUAACCAUUGAAACAUCCUUCUGCUAUGCAUCUCACUGGGCGCAUGGUUCCUAUGCUUAAAGCUUCAUGAGACUUCGACCUGUUGUAACGCCGGUGCUCAACUUUCAUAUAUGUAUGUCCAGAGCCGAAUCCAUCGAAUUCGCCUCAUGGAAACUUUAAGAAUAAUCUUAUUCGGAGUCUGAAUUACAUUUCAUUCCAGUAUUUAGGAACAGACCAUUAUAUAUUUGUAUGUAUUACUUCUAUCUAGUUUUCAUCCAUUUUUUAAAUUCAAAUCAAGGUUGCUUUAUUUUA